AAAAACUAAUUCGUUUUACCUCGUUUAUUCGGUUGUCAAGGUGCGCGGGAUCUUUCUUUCCCAGGAUCCAGAACAAACACCUCUCGUCGUCGGUGACGUCAUGCGCAGACGUGAAGAACGUGAAGUACGUAAUGUCGUGUGCAAACAGGUUUGCAUCAGUACGUUGCUAUACCGAACAGUUCAGUUUUCACAAUCGUAUGCGCUGUAUCACAACAAAAAUAAUCACGCUACACAUUAUCAGCUUCUUCAGUGGUUUAUCUACUUCAGUUCCUUAUACCACAUGGCAAAGCAACGCACAAGUGUAUAUCCAAAAGGCUCAGACUUUUUUGUUUCCAUCUACACGGGUACCUGCUCUCACCUGGGGUUAAAGCCAGGCAACUGUUUCUUUUGAGCUUUCGUUUACAUGGCAAAAUCUAGCUGUGAACUUUAACAUCAUCUGUUUUGAUUAUGCAGAUGUGUUGAUUCUUUCAUCUAUCUUAAUACCUGUAAAGGAAUUCUGGGAUACUAGUAGAUGUCAAACCUGAGCUGUGAAGAGGUAGAGGAAUGGACUAAUUGGGCAACCUUGCCUCACUCCUCUGUUGAUUUCAAAUAUAGAUGAUGCUGUAUUUGUCCUUCCCUGUGACCAUGUUCUGGAUCUCCAACCAAGCAGAGUAUUUUGAAGAAUAUAUUGUGAAGAGAAAGAGGGAGAUUUUCCCCCCCGAUGAGAAGAUGCAUAGGAAAGAGCUGGAAGACUUCAAAGAGCGGAUGCGAGACCGCAAAGAGCGGCGUCUACUGAAACGGAUGGCCUUGGAGGAGGCUGAGAAGGAGUGAGGAGGACCGUGCAGAGAGACAAUCGGAGGAGGUCGAUGUCCCCAAUGCCCAAUCAGCUGCCUGUUUUUCUACUUGGACUGGACUAGAACAUGUGCUCUGUCACAAAAGACACCCUAUUACCUAUUUAGUAUACUACUUUGACCAUGGCCCAUAGGGCUCUGGUAAAACGUAGUGCACUGUAUAGGAUAAAGGGUGCCGUUUGGGGUUGGAGGAUUUUGGAUGUCGUGGAGUAUGUAGGCUAUACUAUACACCGUUUGGGAGGGUGUGCUUGAGGGGGACCUUCAAGUUACCCCUUUGAACCGAAUAGUCUUGCUGAAAAGCUUUUAAUGAAAUGCUUUAUUUCACUGCAAUCAAACUAUGACUUUAUUGUUGAUGAUCUGCUCAGCGAUGGUGUUGAUGUAAAACAUUGAGUGUGUAUGAUUGUCUCAUAAAAAAAGAUGUGUGAAUGAAAUAUGAGGACAGAAUCAUAUGGCUUGGAAUAUAAUUUAUUUUUUAUGUUUUAGAAUACAUGUCUUUUGUACAUGGGUGUUUCAACAUUGUCCUUCAUUAAAGUUUAAAUGUGGUUUUGCCUGUUUUUUGUUGUUGUGAUGACCAUUCUGGUCUAGAAACGGUAUGAUGUCACAAAGCCUCUGUGUUGUGGUUUGGACCAUGCAUUUUAGGGCUGAGUCGUGUUCAGUUGGGAGAAAACAUUUAGAAUCUGGCAGGUACUAGCUGAAAUCAUCCAAUGACAACACAUUUUUCAGUUUUGUGUCAUAAAACGUUUUGCUACGGUGUGCUCUAAUGAACACAACCCUGCAUGUAUUCACCUACUGUAUCGUCCCUCUAAUAAGUCAAGUUUUAUAGGGACCUCUGGAAACGGGACUAUGGAGGCUAGUAGGUGGUUGGCAGCUCGCCUGCAUACCCGCACGGUGCUCGGGAAACACUUCUGGACGCACAACUUCUCCGUUUCCCUACUCUUGGAUGAGCUGGGCAAUGUGCCACAAGUCACAGGGUUGAUUUUCUGCAAAGUUCGCUUGCUUGAUGGCUCCUUUACUGAGGAAUCUCCAAGGUGAGCAUGGAGGUGGGUACAGCAGAAAUAUGGUGUGUCACCAACUCUAGUGAGCAAGGGAGCUUGUUGUUGAAUCUGUAGUCUUUCCUCGAUUCCUCACGUCCUCUCACCUGAAAAAUCAGUGAAGCAAGGACAGACUGCAUUAGAGGCGAACAUGCAAGAUUUGAAGAAAGACUUAAGAUUCACCCACAGUUACACAAAUACUAUUAUCAAGUUGUGUGUGUAACCCACAGACUGGAAGUCCUGCACAACUCAGUGCAAUGGGGAAAGAUGUUUGAAUUUGAGUGCCGAACUGCAGUCAACAGCUUGUCUGGAGUCCUGGAUGACUGCUUGUGUAGACUGUCAGUUCGCAAGGACACAAAGGGAGGAAGGUCAUACCAAAAGGUGGGUUAUGUCGACCUCAACCUGUCUGAGUAUGCAGGCUCUGGGUAUGUGACUCGGCACUGCCUCCUAGAGGGAUAUAUGAACAAGGACAACAAGCUGGACAACUCCCUUCUCAAGGUGGGCCUACAUAUGCAGCUGCUCCAGGGAGACCCAUGUUUCAGAGUUCCUACCCAGCGUUCACUACCAAAUGGAACUUUAUCAUCUGAGAAUGUUGAGCAGCCCAGAGAAAGCACCUCCAGUCACUCUGAGCCUGGUUCAUCAGAGGACACCCUGAGAAGGCAGCUGGUGAUGAAGGGGGGACUACUGCUUGAUGCCAUGCCCAGUCAGAACCCAGAGGCACAGGAGAGGGCCAGAGUUGUCGGUCAGUUGACUCGGGUCGGGAACACACGGGUGGAUGCCCAGGAUGUGGUUGAAAAUCUCUGUCUAGAGAGCUUGGGCUCAGUAUUUGAGCUCCCUCCUCCCAUGGAAGAAGCUGGACUUGCACUCUUUGUUGGUCAGGAUGGCACCACAACCCUUGGUGUCACUCAUAUACAGAACAGGGACUCCCAUGCUGGAAGUGUAGAGAAUGUCAUCAUAAUGAAAUAAAUACGAUGAAAUAAAGAUGUUUCGCAACCAAACCACA
Salmo salar (Atlantic salmon) is the source of this 2864-nucleotide messenger RNA. NCBI's taxonomy places the organism in Eukaryota, Metazoa, Chordata, Actinopteri, Salmoniformes, Salmonidae. The record is from RefSeq and is a predicted model, not a curated record.